Molecule: messenger RNA, 561 nt
Organism: Nanorana parkeri
Lineage: Eukaryota; Metazoa; Chordata; Amphibia; Anura; Dicroglossidae
Gene: ODAD3
Product: coiled-coil domain containing 151
Exons: 5
Coding region: 1-519 (172 amino acids)
Biological process (GO): outer dynein arm assembly; cilium movement
Cellular component (GO): cilium
Source: RefSeq, a predicted model, not a curated record
AUGAUGCAGAGGUCAGUGGUGGACAUGGGGUGUAGAGUGGUCGGAAGGGAGAUCAGCCACUGGUUGUGUGCUGACCUUCCUCUGAUUGAGGCGGACUUUCCCGACAUGCUGGUCCCGGCCCACACAGGGGACAGACAUUCCCGAAAUCCCAGAAGUCAUUUCCCGGCUAAGGACCUGUCUCCUCAGUCUGAUGAAUACGUACUGGACCUCCUGGACACCACGGAGAAGAAGCUGCAAAAACUCCUAGAGGAGCUGGAGGGCCAGGAUAUUGCAGCCGUCCUCAGACAGAUGGAGGAAGAUGAGUUCCAGGCCAAGAUAGAGGGCAAACUUCCAGCCUACAACGUGCGCAUCGCACUUCCAGCUCCCACCAAGCAGGAAGCAUUUGAAGACGAAGAAGACAGCGGAGAGGAUGAAGGUGACGUGGUCACCAGAGCCGCUCUGAAGAGACAAUCUCAACAAAUUGUAGAGUCCAAGACCAAGAGAAAAUCCCGUCCCAAGAAGAAGAAAGGAAAGCAAUAAGGAUAACCACAAAGCAGAAUGUUCUACCUGUCAUUAAAGUUA